GUUUCACAACAUGCAAACAGAGGCUGGAGCUUCUCUCUCUCUCUCUCUCUCUCUCUCGCUUCGUAUUCAAACGUACCAACAUUACCGGGACUUGGUCUUCUCCUUUUUGCAUUGUAUUGUAGAGAGUAAAAGGGUAUUCAAGGAGACGACCUGUAUAUCUUGAUGCAGAGGAUUUGAUUUUCUGCUGAACAUACUGCAUUAGGGUUGAACCAAUUUCCAAUGCUAAAUUUGGGUAGGGCAAGAGCUCAAUCAAGGUCUUCUAGAACCAUGCCUUUAGGAGGUAUGGAUUACGCUGAUCCCAAAAGGAAGAGCAAUUUUGUAGGAAAGAUUCUUUUGGCAGCUGCUCUUACAGCAUUAUGCAUUAUUAUGCUUAAGCAAUCACCAACAUUCAAUACCCCAAGCCCGUUUUCUCGGCGGGAACUAGGAGUAACCCAUGUUCUAGUUACUGGUGGUGCUGGUUAUAUUGGUUCUCAUGCUGCUUUGCGCCUUCUAAAGGAUUCAUACCGUGUGACCAUAGUGGACAACCUAUCACGGGGAAAUAUAGGUGCUGUCAAGGUUCUACAAGAAUUGUUCCCAGAACCUGGAAGGCUUCAAUUUAUUUAUGCUGACUUGGGUGACCCCAAAGCUGUUAAUAAAAUAUUUUCGGAAAAUGCAUUUGAUGCCGUGAUGCAUUUUGCAGCUGUUGCAUAUGUUGGGGAAAGCACCCUUGAUCCUCUUAAGUUAACAAAGCAAGGGUUAAUACUGCUUAACUUGAUUAGGUGCUAUGAAAUAGUACUAAUUAGUGGCAAAAUAAAUUUUCAGGUCCCAAUUAAUCCAUAUGGAAAAGCUAAGAAGAUGGCUGAAGACAUAAUUUUGGAUUUCUCAAAAAAUUCAGACAUGGCUGUUAUGAUCCUGAGAUACUUCAAUGUGAUUGGGUCAGAUCCUGAGGGUAGAUUGGGCGAAGCCCCCAGACCUGAACUACGUGAACAUGGUCGAAUUUCAGGUGCUUGUUUUGAUGCAGCUCGUGGUAUUAUUCCCGGGCUAAAGGUUAGAGGAACGGAUUAUAAAACUGCUGAUGGCACUUGCAUACGGGAUUACAUAGAUGUUACCGAUCUAGUUGAUGCUCACGUGAAAGCCCUCGAAAAGGCAAAACCUCAUAAAGUUGGAAUCUACAAUGUUGGCACCGGGCAAGGGAGGUCGGUAAAGGAGUUUGUAGAAGCAUGUAAGAAGGCUACUGGCACAAACAUCAAAGUUGAUUUCCUUCCCCGCCGACCUGGUGACUACGCUGAAGUUUUCAGCGACCCAACCAAGAUCAGGCGUGAGCUCAACUGGACUGCACAGCACGCCAAUCUUCAAGAAAGUCUGGAGAUUGCGUGGAGAUGGCAGAAAUCACAUCUUGAUGGGUACGGAUCGUCCUCACAGGUGGCUUCUUGAAAGUUUUACUUAUGGGGUUACAUCCUCCUUUGGGUAUGGACUCUCUCCGGUGAUGGCUUCGAGAGCAGUUUUCGCAGUAUUGCGUAGGACAGAACUAACUUAUACCCUUUGACGGCCUUGAUUCAAGUCGUAACUCCUCAUUCGAUCGUAUAGAAGAAAGGGUUUGAAGCGAUGAUUUUUUGGACUCUAAAAAUCAUAUCUUUUCUUGUAUUUAAUUUACGGGUAGGUUUAGCUAGUAGCCAUUCGUUUUAUAUAUGUAUUCAAACGGAUGAUGGUCUAAUAAUAUGAUUAUACCGCGCCAUAGGUAUCGCCUUCUACCACC
This is a messenger RNA of Carica papaya (papaya), 1735 nucleotides long. The record is from RefSeq and is a predicted model, not a curated record. NCBI's taxonomy places the organism in Eukaryota, Viridiplantae, Streptophyta, Magnoliopsida, Brassicales, Caricaceae.